This is a messenger RNA of Colletotrichum tamarilloi, 1740 nucleotides long. RefSeq lists its product as uncharacterized. Gene Ontology annotation, molecular function: carbohydrate:proton symporter activity. Gene Ontology annotation, cellular component: membrane. The coding region runs from base 1 to 1740 and encodes 579 amino acids. NCBI's taxonomy places the organism in Eukaryota, Fungi, Ascomycota, Sordariomycetes, Glomerellales, Glomerellaceae. The record is from RefSeq and is a predicted model, not a curated record. Gene Ontology annotation, biological process: transmembrane transport; carbohydrate transport. The transcript is spliced from 7 exons.
AUGCGCAGGUGGCCGGCUCAGCGCUCAGAUCAACGUCAAGAAGAGAUUUUUGAGUUGUCUGCGAAUGAGUUGACAACUGCUACAUUGACUUUAGAUCCCCCAAAUCACCACAACCAACACUUGAGUACACCCGACUGCCAGUCUACGGAGACAAUUCAACCUCAAACUCAGACUCCGACUGUAACACCAGCAGAAAAUACACCUCCGCAUCCUGGAUCCUCCGCCAUCAUGGCUUUGCUCACCCCCGGGCCAAUCGUCUCACACGUGCUCAUGGUCCUCGUGGCCAUGUUGAACAUCUGCAUUCUUUCUUAUGAUGCUGGGAUGAUCAACAACUUGAACUCGGUUAAGCCAUACCAAGACUACUUCAAGUUGAAUAGCGAUAUGAUUGGAUUGAAUGUUGCCAUCAUUAGUGCCGGUUCGAUCUUCGGUGCCCCGAUAGUGGGUCCCGUCGUUGAUCGUUGGGGACGGAAGACCGGCCUCGCCGUUGGCUCCAUCUGUAUCAUUCUCGGAGUUGUACUUCAAGCUUCGGCCUCGAAGGGUGAGAGCUCUUGCGGAAACGUUUUGCAAGUACGACUACUCACCAGCAACGCAGUUCCACAGCUCAUCGUCGGCCGCUUCAUUAUCGGAUUUGCCUCCCUCAUUAAUGGUUCCAUUGCUCCCAUGUGGGUUAUGGAGGUGGCGGCGCCCAAGUAUAGCUCAAUUCUUUCAAGCACCGUCUUGACAUCCGUACCUUUCACGUCGUUCUUGGUCAGUUGCAUUGUCCUGGGCAUCUACGACAAGCAGUCCGACUGGGCAUGGAGAGGACUUAUGCUUGGAGAAGCAGUGCCUUCUAUCAUCUCCCUGUCUCUCUUACCAUUCGUCGACGAAAGCCCACGCUGGUUGUUCUCAAAGGGCCGCCAUGACGAGGCAAUAGGGGUGCUCGCUCGAUUACAUGCGAACGGAAACCGGGAAGAUGCUUUGGUACUUUCAGAAACACAAGAAAUUGUCGCGGCUUUGAACCACGAGAAGGAGAGCAAUGGAGGGUGGAAAGAUCUCAUUGCGCCAUCGCUGACGAAAUCUUCUAGAUACUUCUCGUCAUUCUUGAUUGGAAAACUAGGAGUUUCUGAGCGGAAGUCUGUAAUCCAGAUCAACAUCGGUUUGCUGCUGUGGAAGGCCUUUUGCAGCGUGGGCGGUGUCCUCAUCAUCGACAAGAUAGGAGCUCGCAAGCCAUUGAUUACCGGAACUUCCGCCACAGUUGUUCUGUUUGGAAUUCUGGCCGGCCUGUCUUACCUGACCGAGGUCCAUCCCGAGACAAAUGCGUAUGCCAUCGGUGCGAUUGUCGUUGUUGCCCUGUUCCUACUUGCAGUUGCGGCAAGCUGGAGCAUCUUGGCCUACACUUACCCUCCUGAGGUGCUGCGAUACUCUCAGCGCGCUAAAGGGGUCGUAGUUGCCCAAGCAAUCGGGUAUGCAUUCAGCUUCCUCAACCUUUACACCACUCCUCUUGCUAUCGAAAGAAUCUCUUGGAGAUACUAUGCCAUCAACGGUGGUUGGAAUCUUGGAAUACUAUUUGUCGUUACUUGGCUGUUCGUCGAAACCAAGGGCAGAACCUUGGAGGAGAUGGAUGAAAUCUUUGACGGGGUUGUCUACUCGAACAAUGUCAUCAUUGAUGGCCAGAAUUCUAAGAGUGAUUUGGGGAAGGACGUCGGUGAUAGUAGCAGUGUGGCCAAGAGGAAGCUUAGCAAGGUCAGCACCCGGGAGUAA